AUGGGUAAUAUCUUUCGAAAUACAGCAAUUAAAACUGAUGGUCAAAAUAUGAAUAAUGUACCUGAUAACGAUCCACCAGAUCCAACUCGAAUUCAAUUUCCAGCAUGUAUGGGUUCUGAACCAAUCAUACGUAUUCCACUUGAUCUAGAUAUGGAUCAAUCUUUAGACAAACGAUUAACAUUUAGAGUACGACAUGCAGCUACUGAUUUUCCAGCAACAGUAGAAGCACAUAAAGAUCAUACAAUUUCCAUACUUAAACGAUAUUUAAUUGAACAUAUGGGAAUGCCAUUUCCAAGUAAAGAUGGGAAAUGUAAAAUACUGAUGGUAUGGAAUAAACCUGAUUUACUACGUGAUGAACCCUCUGAAGAUCAAUCGGAGAUAAAUGAACGAUUUUUAGGUGGAAGUAUUGAUCAUUUACGAUUGACUGAAUAUGGUCUUGAAAAUGGAGAUUAUCUCAUGUUUACAGUUAUGUUUCCACAAAUAAUGAAAGCGUCAACUAGUUCAUUUCAGUCAAAUGGGAUAGCUAUGAAUUUAACUAUUUUAACGUCAAUAUAUGGAGAUGAUGCAACAGGACGUUUUCUCAUUUGGUGUAAACUCAGAUAUAUAUUGGCACAAAUAUGUGCGCUCACCACUUUUUAUAUGAUAUGUUUUUCUGCUGUUGAUCAGUUCUUUUCAACAAAUUAUCGUUUCAAUUUAAGACAAAUGUGCACAUUGAGAUUAGGUCGAUAUUUUGCGUUUAUGUUCAUUUGUUUUGCGAUCAUUCAUAGCAUUGCACUUGGCUCGUCUUAUGCUAUUCAACCAACAUUAGGAUGUAUCAUAUCAGAUCAUACAUGGGUUCAAUAUUCAACGUAUUUCUUUUAUCCAAUUUUACUUGUUUUUCUACCUAUUUCAAUUGCAUCAAUAUUUAGUAUCUUAGCUUAUCAUAAUGUUCGUCAUAUAGUUCGACGACAAUUACCAAUUGUUCGUCGCAAGUUAGACAAACAAAUAACAGCGAUGGUUCUUAUGCGUGUAAUAGCUUUUGUUUGUUUGGCAUUACCUUUUAAUGUUUAUCGUAUAUAUGUCAUUAAUUUUCCUACGUCACCAAGGAUGCUUAUGUCAUAUGCAAUUAGUCGAUUAAUUCAAGCAAUUCUUCUGUCUAUUAACAAUAUAAAUUAUACGAUUAGCUUUUAUAUCUUUAUAACAUUCUCAUCACGUUUUGGUCGUCAAGUGAAACUUGUUCUAGUCAGAAAAUGCUGGCAACGAUGGAAAUAUUGGUGCUGUCGAAUAAAUAAUCGAAUUGAAUCUGACAGCAAUAACGAGUCACGCAAGUCACAAAUGGAAUCUGAAGAAAACAUCUAA
Molecule: messenger RNA, 1338 nt
Organism: Adineta steineri
Lineage: Eukaryota; Metazoa; Rotifera; Eurotatoria; Adinetida; Adinetidae
Source: the annotation of a GenBank genome assembly